CUCUCUCCCUCUGUGCACUCUCGCCUUCCCAUCAGUCUCCUUCCCACAUUUCUCCGUGGGCGUUCGGCUCACACCGAGACCCAUCCAGUGCACAUCACACACAACCUCACUGCAGUAGAGUGCUUGUUCUCUCCUUGAUACUCACUACGCCUCUCCAUCACAGCUGUCAUUGAAACGAUACGCCAGUCCUUCGGAAGGUCCAUGGCGUCCAUAGCUCCUCCGCAUCCAGCGGCAGCGACAGCCUCAUCACACGCCGCGACAUCUACUUGGUGUCCCAGGAAUGGUGGUAGCUCGUUACGGCAAGUCGCCCAUCAAAUGCCCACCGUUGUCCCAGCAUUCGCACUGCGCGCCGAGUCCCGCCAGUCCGUAACGGCUAGUGGAACUGUUGGCGGGAGCCGGCCGGGCCUUCCCCGCAUGUUAAAGCGAAUAUCGUUCCGCGAAAGCGUGAUCGGCGGAAGCGGGCUGCUGAGGGGUGUGAAGUGCGCGCCGCGCCACGUAUGUAUGAGCCAGCCGCCAUUUGGGUUCGGGCCAGGCGAGCCGCCCCAGGAUGAGGAUGAGUAUGUGGAGGCGCACGUGCUGGACGCCGUGCGCAUGGUGCCGGCCGCGGAGUCGCUGCGCAUGGCGAUGAGCGACGGCACGGAGCUGGAGGUGCGGCACGUGCACGCGACGGCGGGGCGGCUGCUGUACCCGCACGCCACGCCCGCCAUCUUCCUCAAGAUCGCGCGCGCGCCCGACCUCGUGCUGCCCAUCGUCGUCGGCGAGUUGGCGAUCGGCUUGCUCAUGAAGGCCUUCCGCCGGGAACACGCCGCGCGGCCCAACCACUACGACGUGAUGACGGAGAUGGUGCAAGCGCUGCGAUACGAGGUGCGCGCGGUGAGGAUCACCCAGCGCGUCAUGGACACCUACUACGCGCGCGUCUACCUCGCCCCCCCCGACUCCCCCGCGUGCGUGGCGAGCGUGGACGCGCGGCCGUCGGACGCCAUCAACCUGGCGGUGCGCGCGCACGCGCCCAUCCUCGUGAGCCGCGCCAUCGUGCUCAGCGACGCCGUCAGAGUCGUCGCCGCGGGGUCGGAGGGGGGGGGCCAGGGGGCGAGGGAGGGGGAGGGGGCAAGGGAGGGCGAGGGAUUGAGGGAGAGGGAGAGGGAGAGACAUGAGCACGGGGGGCUUUCCCAACACCUUGGGUUCCCGCACCAGCAGCACCAGCAGCACCAGCAGCACCAGCAGCACCAGCAGCAUCAGCAGCACCAGCAGCACCACCCGCAGGAUUUUUUUGACGCCUUGCAUCAGCAGCGGCAGCAGCAGCAGCAGCAGCCGUUUUUGCAUGGGCAUAGUGAGCAUGCGGGCGACCGGAGUAGCAUGGACAGGGCGGGCGGGGCAGCGGACGCCAUAGCGGAGGAGAUGGCGCUGAUGAAGGCCAUGCAGGCCGCCGCGCACGAGGAGCGAUACGCUGAUGCUGCGCGCCUGAGGGACCAGCUGCAGCUGCUGCGCAUCCGCAACCGCAGGCAGCUGCACAACAGAUUCUGAUCCCAUACUCAUAGUACGCGAGGCUUGGAGCCGUCGCAGCCUCCUUGCCUCGAAGGCCAUCCACUUGAGCCUGCUGCUGACAGCAAUCACAGCCUCCUCGACCCUUCGCACUCCCUCCAUUACUCCACCAUGGGAGGUUCCACUCCCAUCUCCAACAUACCGCACCCACCUUCCACCUACCUAUCUCCACGUCCUCUGCUUCCAUCAUCCUUGCGCCCCACACCUAGUGCUCGCCAGCCCACUUAGCCUUUGCAGAAAUGUCUUGGACGUACACCCACUUAUAGGCUGGUAUGCUUGUACUGUACAUGAGUGAACUACCGGCCUGGAAAAGGGAUCUGAGUGUAAGAAUUUGUAAAAAGGGUGCAGGAGACUAAGUAUAGAAUCUGCAGACACAAGUACUGUAUUCCCCUGUAUAUAACACCCUUC
Molecule: messenger RNA, 1950 nt
Organism: Closterium sp. NIES-67
Lineage: Eukaryota; Viridiplantae; Streptophyta; Zygnematophyceae; Desmidiales; Closteriaceae
Source: the annotation of a GenBank genome assembly